Molecule: messenger RNA, 1208 nt
Organism: Chara braunii
Lineage: Eukaryota; Viridiplantae; Streptophyta; Charophyceae; Charales; Characeae
Source: the annotation of a GenBank genome assembly
CGAUAUUGGUAUCCCUCGAUAUCGAUAUGGCCAAUCUCCAUAUCGGUAUCCCUCGAUAUCGGGAGCACGCAUUUGCGGCAAGUAAGCCACGUGGCAAGUACGCGACGUGGCAAGUGCGACCUCACCAUAUAGUCUCGCGUGGCAAGUGCGCCCUCACCGAAUCCCCCGCUAUGGGAACGCAUUUGCCACGUGGAGUACUUGCCCCAUCAUCUAGUCCCACAUGGCAAGUGCGGAGGUGGCGACCUCGAGGUGGCGAUGGGAUCGGGAUGGCAACGCCCAGGUGGCGUACUUGCCACGUGGUGAUGGGAGAGGGAUGGCAACGCCGAGAUGGCAACGUCGAGGUGGCGACGCCACGUGGCGAUGGGAGCGGGAUGGCAACGCCGAGGUGGCGAUGGGAUCGGGAGCGGGAUCGGGAAGCAAAGGUGGCCACGGGCGCGGGAUCGGGAUCGGAAAGCGGAGGUGGCGAUGGGUUCCACACUUCGCACGUGCCAAACAUCGCACGUGGCGCACUUUCCACAUCGCCACGUGGCGUACUUGCUUCAUCAUCUAGUCCCACGUGGCAAGUACGGAGGUGGCGACGCCGAGGUGGCGACGGGAGCAGGAUGGCGAAGCCGAGGUGGCGACGCCAUCUCGGCGAUGGCGUCGAGGUGGCGUACUUGCCCCAUCAUCUAGUCCCACGGGCAAGUGCGGAGGUGGCGACGCCGAGGUGGCGACGGGAGCGGCAAGUACGCCACGUGGCAAGUGUGGCCUCACCAUAUAGUCCCACGUGGCAAGUGCUGAGGUGGCGGCGGGAGCAGCAAGUACGCCACGUGGCAAGUGCGGCCUCACUGUAUAGUCCCACGUGGCAAGUGCGGAGGUGGCAACGGGAGCGGGAGCGGGAAGCGGAGGUGGCGACGCCGAGAUGCGGAGAUCCUAUCGUAAAGGUCGUGAUCGCGGUCGCGCUGAUCAAGGUCGGGAUCAAGGUCGAUAUCGCGCUGAUCAAGGUCGCGAUCGCGUUGAUCAAGGUCGGGAUCGUGAUCAAGGUCGCGAUCGCACUGAUCAAGGUCGGGAUCAAUCGGCGAUCCCGACUUGAUCAAGGUCGGGAUCGUGAAAGAGAGAGCGAUCAAGGUCGGGAUCGUGUCUAGAUCACCGUAGGGGGUUUGCUACGUGGCCACUGCGCAAGGAGAAUGAGGGCGUGGGCAGGCGACCAAUCAAUCAAUCAACCAAUC